Molecule: messenger RNA, 1141 nt
Organism: Cornus florida
Lineage: Eukaryota; Viridiplantae; Streptophyta; Magnoliopsida; Cornales; Cornaceae
Product: MADS-box protein SOC1
Exons: 8
Coding region: 196-843 (215 amino acids)
Biological process (GO): positive regulation of transcription by RNA polymerase II
Cellular component (GO): nucleus
Molecular function (GO): protein dimerization activity; DNA-binding transcription factor activity, RNA polymerase II-specific; RNA polymerase II cis-regulatory region sequence-specific DNA binding
Source: RefSeq, a predicted model, not a curated record
AUCAAUCACUGCACCUACUACUACCUCUCUAUUAACCUUUUUAGGUCACCUGGACUGGGUUUUUUCCUCACUUAUUCUUUUUCUCAGAUUUGUCAUUUCCUUUAUUUGGCCUAUUGUUGACUUACUUGUGCUUCUCCUCUUCACUCCACCACAACAAACUACUGCUUUCUGGGGUUUUUCCUAUUCUGUGUUGAGAUGGUGAGAGGGAAGACUCAGAUGAGGCGUAUAGAGAACGCCACAAGCAGGCAAGUCACCUUCUCCAAACGCAGAAAUGGGCUGCUAAAGAAAGCAUUCGAACUUUCAGUUCUCUGCGACGCCGAGGUUGCUCUUAUCAUCUUCUCUCCUAGGGGAAAGCUCUAUGAAUUCGCCAGUUCAAGCAUGCAGGAGACAAUAGAACGCUAUCAGAGGCACAAGAAAGAUGUUCGAACUGUCAACACAUUAAUGGAACAAAACAUGCAGCAUUUGCAGCACGAGGCAGCAAACAUGGCAAAGAAGAUAGAGCAUCUCGAAGUUUCAAAACGGAGACUCUUGGGAGAAUGCCUAAGCUCGUGCACCCUUCAAGACCUGCAACAGAUUGAACAGCAGUUGGAGCGGAGCGUAACCAAGAUUCGCGCAAGAAAGGUGCAAGUAUACAAGGAACAGAUUGAGCAGCUAAAAGAAAAGGAGAAAGUCCUAGAAGCUGAAAAUGCAAUGCUUUGUGAGAAGUACGUGCGCCAACCACAGGAAGGAUCGAAUGAAGAUAGAGAAAACACCUGCACAGAGGGUAGUGAUAAGUCAGAUGUGGAGACUGAAUUAUUCAUUGGUCCACCAGAAGGGAGAAUUAAGCGUACUCCAUCAAAGUAAUUGAUAAUAAUGCAGACCACUUGUGUAUGUCUGCAAUUUAUUUUUAAUGGUAGUAUUUAUCAUCAAUUUUCUAUGUGUAUUGCCAAAUAGGUGCCUAUAAUAAACAAUUUUGCACUCACGCAACCAUAAAAUAAUAGUGAGUGUAACAUUCUGUUUAUUCUAAAUAUGCAUUAAAGAGAUGAUUAAAAAAUACUACUUACUACAUUGUGGUUCUAUUCCUUAAUUUUCUUUUGUAUAGAAGACCUUUCUACUGAAAUGCUGCAAAUUUAAUGUAUAUAUCGAAUGUGCGGUUUAUGUU